GUCACUCAAAUCCCCACAAAUUCAAUCUAAAAUCAACACCAAAUUGGGACCGGACCGGAUCAAGACCGGAUUGUAUCCAAUCCAACCUUUGGUCCUUUAUUCUCGAAAAGACUGGAUCAAGACCGAAUCAAUUUGGGCCAAUUUAACCGAACCGGACCGUAUAGCCACCCCUACUUAAGCCACUUACUCGACCUGUCUAACAGGAUACCGGGUUGACAACCUUGCACAAACAGCUGAAAGUCGAAAACGUCAUCGUUUGACGUCACAGAGAGUAAGUAACCAAGUAUCGAUCGGUUCUAGACUUCCGCCAUGCAAAGCGGAUUAGGGUUUUCUAUUUUGCUUAGAUCCCUCGGCACUGAAUCUCAUCAUCCUCACCUCAGAAUCGACAACAAGGCUCAGUUAAUCGAACCCUUGUAGCAAAGCAGCAUUUCAACAAAUGAAGCCGGUGCGCAGAUCGAUCGCCGAUAGAAUCAGCGACCUUCCCGCCAAUGUGAUUGAGCAAAUCCUGAUGUCGUUACCCGUCAGAGACGCGGGCAAAUCGAGCAUCCUGUCCAGCAAAUGGAGGCACCGCUGGAGAAGCAUUCCCCAGCUGGUCUUCGAUUUCGAUUUCAACACCUACGACGACGAGAGAGAGCUGAUGUUGAACAUCUCCAAAGCUCUGCUGGUCCACGACGGACCGAUAACCAAGUUCGUCCUCGCCAUGCCCGGGAUAAACCCUUGUCAGGAACUCGAUCCAGUGAUUCUUCACGUUUCCAGCAAAGGGGUCCGUGAAUUCGCCCUUUACUUCAGCGACGAAGUGAUCCAACCCGGGUACCGUCAGAACAUUCAUUCUUCUCUGUUCUCUGUUCGUCCCCUGAAUUGCCUUAAGCUCUGGAACUGCGAAUUCGUGCCCCCUUUUGGGUUCGUAGGGUUUAGUGAGCUCACCCGUCUCGAACUGAGAACGGUAACCGUGCCUAAUUAUUUCUAUCACGAUUUCCUGCGCAAGUGCCCGCUGCUUCAGGAUCUGAGGCUUCUGGACUGUGAGGGUCCUACUCAUGUUCAAAUUGAUGAAGCUCCAUGUCUGAGAGUGUUUCUCUAUAACCGGGGGUAUUUAGAGGACAUUAGCUUCUCGCGAACUCCGCUUCUUUCGGUUGUUUCGAUUCAGUUGCAGCCUGGUGAUUUCAAAUUGAACGAAUUCGACGAGGCUAGAGAUGUGAUCGCCGUAUUUGCUUCUCUUGCAGCACUCCAGAAGCUGUAUGUCAGCUUUGAGUUCCUUAAAUUCCUUGCUGCAGAGGAUAUCCCCUCCAAGCUGCCUACUGCUCUCCGCCGAUUGAGAGUCCUCGACGUUCGCAGUAAUUCUCACACCACUUAUUUCCUUGAGUCGAAGGUUCUGUUUUGUCUGCUCAGGAGUUCCCCCAACUUGCGCAGACUGACAAUUCAGAGGCAAUUCGGAGUCAAGUUUCCAACCAGACCAAGCCAACCGAUGUUUUUUGAACCUGAAUCCGUUGACCAUGAUGCUGCGUCUGAACUCUCGGACGAUCAUGCUGAAGAUCAUUGUUGUCCGUCUCUGGAAGAGGUGAAUAUGCAGUGUAGUGAAGGCUCGAAUUUUGAGCAGGCACUACUCAAGUUUGUGCUAGCAGAGGCCCCAAUGCUUCGCAGGAUAAUCAUCAAGCCUAAACCUGGAUUGGAUUGGGAGAAAUGUUUCAAGCUCUUGAAGGAGGUUACACACUGUCAUCGUGUUUCAGAAGAAGCAGAGGUCGUAUUGAUGAGCUAUAAGAAGACGGUUUGGAGCAUGAAGUUGGCUGAUAUGUAGUUUUACUGAGGAUUCGUAGACGUAGACGAAAGUAAUUUUCUCCACCCUACUGUUCAGUAAGCCUUUGGCCUUCCGAUGGAUGAGAUGUGUUUUCUUGUGAAUGACGUUAGGGUUUCUAGUUUAGCUUACAUUUUUGGUUCUCCAGAGCCGGGAUAUAUAAUGCCCUAAACUUAGUUGGAGCAGCUAUGGGCUCUUAAUGCGUGCUAAUGCGAACCGUAAUAGCUAAUAAUGUAAAAUUAACAAU
Linum trigynum is the source of this 2036-nucleotide messenger RNA. Lineage: Eukaryota; Viridiplantae; Streptophyta; Magnoliopsida; Malpighiales; Linaceae. The record is from the annotation of a GenBank genome assembly.